AUGCCUAGCUUGGUAGUACCAGGGAUAAUGGAAAGGAACGGCGGUUUCGGCGAUUUAGGCUGUUUCGGUGGGAGCGGCAAAGAGAGAGCGCUGCUCGAGGAUGACCGGGCGCUGCAGCUCGCCCUGGACCAGCUCUGCCUGCUGGGGCUAGGCGAGCCUUCCUCCUCCUCCUCCUCCUCGGCCGUGGUGCUCGUCGAGGACAGCAACAACAACAACAACAACCCGCCGCCGCCGCCGCCGCAGCAGCCGCCGCCGCCGCCGCAGCAGCCGCCGCCACCGCCGCCGCCGCCGCCGCCGCCGCAGCAGCCGCCGCCGCCGCCCCGCGCGCCGCCGGGGACCGCCCCGCCGGGGGGGGGUCCGCAAACUUCCCCCCCUCCCACCCGCAAACUUGCCCCGCCGCCGCCGCCCUUUGUUACCCCCCACUCUCCGCCGCCCCCGCCGCCUCCCGCCGCCGGCCGGGGGACAAAGCGGGAGGCGGCGGCGGCGCCGGGGCCCGGGCUGCUCGGGGGGGGCGUGGAGGGGGUGUGCGCCGCUUCCCGGCCGGGGGGGUCCAUAGGAAUGUGCGCGCCCGGCGGCACCGACCCCCCCUCCGUGCCGCCGCUUGGCCGCGAAAUGGUUCAUCCCAUUCCUCUGGGCUGCAAGAUCAAGGCGCUGCGGGCCAAGACCAACACGUACAUCAAGACGCCGGUGCGGGGCGAGGAGCCGGUCUUCAUGGUGACGGGGCGGCGGGAGGACGUGGCCAUGGCCCGGCGGGAGAUCAUCUCCGCGGCCGAGCACUUCUCCAUGAUCCGCGCGUCGCGCAACAAGGCCGGCACCACCUUCGGCAGCGCGCCCACCUUGCCGGGCCAGGUGACCAUCCGCGUGCGGGUGCCCUACCGCGUGGUGGGCCUGGUGGUGGGCCCCAAGGGAGCCACCAUCAAGCGCAUCCAGCAGCAGACCAACACCUACAUCAUCACGCCCAGCCGGGACCGGGACCCCGUGUUCGAGAUCACCGGGGCGCCGGGCAACGUGGAGCGCGCGCGCGAGGAGAUCGAGACCCACAUCGCCGUGCGGACGGGCAAGAUCCUGGAGUACAACAACGAGAACGACUUCCUGUCCAGCAGCCCCGACUCCGGCAUGGAGAACCGCUACUCGGAGGCCUGGCGGGUGCACACGCCGGCGCCGGGCUGCAAGCCCCUCUCCACCUUCCGGCAGAACAGCCUGGGCUGCAUCGGCGACUGCUCCGUGGAGCCCGUCUACGAGACGCCGCGCCUCAACGACCAAAACGACUUCAACUACGGUUACCUCUUCCCCAACUACGGCGUCAACAAGCAAGAUCUCUACUACGGCGUGCCCGAGUCGGGGGCGCCCAUGUGGGCCGGCCAGGAGAACACCAACCCCGUGUCCGUGCUCUUCUCCAAGGGGCAGCGCUCCGGCAGCGCCGCCUGCGGCCACAACCUCUUCUGCAUGGAGUGCGCCGUGCGCAUCUGCGAGAGGACUGAGCCCGAGUGCCCCGUGUGCCACGCCGCCGCCACGCAGGCCAUCCGGAUAUUCUCCUAA
This is a messenger RNA of Nothoprocta perdicaria, 1539 nucleotides long. RefSeq names its product mex-3 RNA binding family member A (gene MEX3A). The transcript is spliced from 4 exons. Gene Ontology annotation, molecular function: RNA binding. NCBI's taxonomy places the organism in Eukaryota, Metazoa, Chordata, Aves, Tinamiformes, Tinamidae. The record is from RefSeq and is a predicted model, not a curated record. Bases 1 to 1539 code for a protein of 512 amino acids.